Dovyalis caffra is the source of this 642-nucleotide messenger RNA. Lineage: Eukaryota; Viridiplantae; Streptophyta; Magnoliopsida; Malpighiales; Salicaceae. The record is from the annotation of a GenBank genome assembly.
AUGGACUCUAUUCAAGACUUCAACAGUAUCACAACACGCCCAACAAUCACGAUCCCCCUCAACACCACCACCACCAUCCCCUCCCCCUCACCCUCCCCAUCCUCUUCCUCUUCCACCACCACCACCACCACCACCACCACCUCCCCCUCCACUCUCAGCCGCUAUGAGAAUCAGAAGCGGCGAGACUGGAACACCUUUGGCCAAUACCUCCGGAACCACCGUCCUCCUCUCUCACUCUCUCGGUGCAGUGGGGCCCACGUCCUCGAGUUCUUGCGUUACCUUGAUCAGUUUGGAAAAACCAAAGUCCACACCCAACUCUGCCCCUUCUUUGGCCACCCGAACCCGCCCGCGCCGUGCCCGUGCCCGCUCCGCCAGGCCUGGGGAAGCCUCGAUGCACUCAUUGGCCGCCUCCGGGCUGCCUUUGAAGAGCACGGAGGCAAGCCUGAGAACAACCCUUUUGGGGCUCGUGCUGUUAGGCUUUAUCUACGUGAAGUUAGGGAUUCCCAGGCUAAAGCUAGAGGGAUUAGCUACGAGAAGAAGAAGAGAAAAAGGCCCCCACAGCAGCAGAAUCCUGCUUCACUGAUGCCACCACAAGCAGCACCACCAGAGAGUAUUACUAGUGCAAGUGAUCAUGAUCAGUAA